GUUUUAGGGUGGAGAGAUCAGUCGUGGCGUCUCUUGAAGAAGAAGCUUCUCUUACGUGUUUUGUAGUCUUGAUAGAUUUGUUUUGUCAAAGUAACGUAUUCUCCGCCGUAAGAAGAGGAGGAACGCUUACGUAAAAUAUAAAAGAGCUCAGAAGGGAGCUACGAUGGGGGAUACACAGUACAGUUAUAGUGGAGGUUAUGGAAGUGGUGGUGGAGGAGCUGCUGGAAGUUAUGGCAGUUAUGGCUCUGCAACAACUGCAGCCCCACCACCUGCAUCAUCGUAUGGACCACAGCAGUAUGGUGGAUAUUCUGCUCCUCCACCUCAAGGAUACUCUCAGAAUAAUGCCCCAUAUGCUGCACCUCCUUCAUAUGGUGCCCCCCCUCCUCAACAGGGUGGUCAAGGAAGCUCCUACGGUGCUUAUGGACAGCAGCAGCAGCAGUCACAACCUCAGGGUCAGCCACCAGCAGCAAGUGGAGGAUAUGGCAGUUAUGGUGGAGCCUCUCAAGGAUAUGAUCAAAACAGUAGCUACAAUUCUGGAAGUUAUGGUGGCCAGCCACCUUCGAGCAACUAUGGUGGUCAACCACCAGCGAACUCAUAUGGUGGUCAACAGUCUAAUACUUAUGGUAACCAGCCUAAUGCUAACUACUCUGCACCUCAACCCCAUGGAAACUAUGGUGGUCCACCUCCCCAGGGAAACUAUGGGGGUCCUCCUCCAGGGGGAAAUUAUGGUGGACAGGGCCCCAAUUAUGGUGGACAGGGACCCAAUUAUGGUGGACCUCCCCCUUCUAAUGGAAGUUAUGGGGGCCAAGGUGGUGGUUAUAACAAGGGUGGCGGAGGUGGCUACGGGGGUAGCCGUGGAGGCGGCGGAGAUCGCUCUAGGGGAGAUCCCUCAGAUCUUGUAACGCAAGAAGAUACCAUCUUUGUCUCUGGAAUGUCUGAUAAUGUCACUGAAGACGACGUCAAAGCUCAUUUUGGUUCAAUUGGUGUUAUCAAGAUGGAUAAGCGAACACAGCGGCCUAAAAUAUGGAUGUACAAAGAUAAGGGUUCUGGCAGGAUGAAAGGAGAGUGCACAGUCACAUUUGAUGAUCCAUUCACUGCGAAGUCAGCCAUCCAGUGGUUUGAUGGCAAGGAGUUUAUGGGCAGAGUAGUAAAGGUACAAAUGGCAGAAAGGCCAAAAAGUAGUUAUGAAAGAGGAAGAGGUGGUUUUGAUGGCGGAGACAGAGGUGGUGGAGGCGGUGGUGGUGGAGGUGGAGGUGGAGGUGGCGGCGGUGGCGGCGGCGGUGGUGGUGGCGGCGGCAGAGGUCGUGGAGGGGGUGAUAGAGGAUUUGAUAGGCGGGGCGGUGGUGGCCCCCCAGGCGGCAGAGAUGGCCCUCCAAGUGGAGGAAGAGGACGGGCUGGUGACUGGACGUGCCCUGUUCCAAGCUGUGGAAAUAACAACUUUGCAUGGCGUAAUAGCUGUAAUAGAUGUAAUGAAGCUAAACCUGCUGGUCUUGGAGAUGCUGAUGGCGGUGGUGGUGGUGGCGGAGGUGGCUACCGCGGUGGCUUCAGAGGACGUGGAGAUAGAGGUGGCUUCAGGGGCCGUGGAGAUAGAGGUGGUCGAGGCGGAUUCCGCGGAAGAGGUGGUUACGGGGAUAGGGACAGAGAUGGAGAUUCUGGUGGACCAAUGAAGGGUGAUCGUGGACCUGGGAGAUCAAGACCUUACUAAUGUGAGGAAAUUAAUAGAAUCAAUUGAGAAUUGAAAACAAGUGUAAUUUAGAUGUGUUCAUUGAUGUUACAUCCUGCAUUAAGGAGUAAAGGAUGGGAUAGAAACAUCCAAGGCUCCGAGAUUUACUAGCAAAUUUAUACAUGAAACAUUGGUUUCAUAAGUUUCUUCUUUAUUUAGACAUUUCAAAAGUAAAUUGAAUUCAGCAUAAGACUAUAUAAUCAUUAUAUACUUUUUUUAAUACAAUUCAUUAGUAAACUUAGGUGACAAGCUAAAGUGGAAGUUUUUAUGCUGGUUUAACUUUAAUGUGAUUAAAUUUGGAAAAUGA
Molecule: messenger RNA, 2030 nt
Organism: Macrobrachium nipponense
Lineage: Eukaryota; Metazoa; Arthropoda; Malacostraca; Decapoda; Palaemonidae
Gene: caz
Product: RNA-binding protein cabeza-like
Exons: 9
Coding region: 164-1705 (513 amino acids)
Biological process (GO): regulation of DNA-templated transcription
Cellular component (GO): nucleus
Molecular function (GO): RNA binding; transcription coregulator activity
Source: RefSeq, a predicted model, not a curated record